AAUGGUCACUCUGAGUAUCUAUUGGGUGCUAAAAGGCAUACUUGUCGGGCUGAGACAUGGAAUUCCGAAAGCUGAUUCUCACCACUGUCUUGUUUUACUGUGUGCAAAGCCAUCCAAUCAAGGUUUUACUUUCUCUGGAUGUUGACAGCAAUGAGGAAAUCAGGUUCAACAUGCGUCGUGAUCCACCAGAAAAUGACACCUUGUCAGAAACAAUGAAGAUGCGCCCUGCUGUUAUGAAACACAUCAUGGAAGUGAAUAAGAAUCUUAAAAAUGACACCUUGUCAGAAACAAUGAAGAUGCGCCCUGCUGUUAUGGAACACAUCAUGGAAGUGAAUAAGAAUCUUAAAGGAAAUAAGUUUGGAGAUGUGUCUAUUGUGUUUGGAGAUAUUGCAGUGGAUAACAGCCUGGAAACAGCUGACCAGUGUGCCACAAGUUCCUGUAGAUGGCCCAAGUCCUCCAAUGAUGGCCAUGUUUACGUGCCGUAUGAAAUUUACCCACAUUAUGAUCAGAGUGAACAGUCCAUAAUAAGGCGAGGGAUGGAGGGACUUGAAAGGGAGACCUGUAUACGAUUUAGGCCGCAUUCCUCUGAGAAAGACUACCUUACUAUCAUGCCAUAUAUUGGGUGCUGGUCCUACAUAGGAAGAAGAGGAGGUCAACAAUUAGUGUCUCUGCAGCAAAAUGGCUGUGUCUAUGAGGGUACUGUUCAGCAUGAGCUACUACACGCUCUUGGUUUCCACCAUGAGCAGAGCCGCAGUGAUCGAGAUGAGUAUGUGGACAUUCAUUAUGAGAACAUCAUGCCAAAUAUGGCCUACAAUUUCAGGAAGGUUAAUACCAAUAACCUUAACACACCUUAUGAUUAUAGCUCAAUAAUGCACUACCCUAGAAAUGCAUUCUCUUACACUGGAUACCCAACAAUUGUUCCAAAACCAGACCCAAAUGUACCUAUUGGAGAAAGCCGUAUACUGAGCCCACUCGAUUUGUACAGGGUCAACAUACUCUAUGAAUGCUACAGAACGGGCAAGACUGAAGAAAAAUAGUCUUUAUGCAGGUGCUCCUGAAUCCUGAUAUGAGGCAAUGAAUAAACCAAAACGUUACUUCUUAUUCCUUUACAUAGCACUUGUUGACUGAAUGCCUGACAGUUUGCAUUUUGGAUUCAAUGAUGGUUUAUAGAGUGUUAUACUUAUUGGCUGGCUGUAGAAAAAUGCAUCUUUCCUAAGCUAUAAUAUGUCGAAUGGAUAUCAGUUCACUGUUUUAAAGUACAAUAAAGUAGGCAGCUUACAUUCUAGUGUAUUUACAUAUUCCUUAUUUGUCUAACAUUAAAGGAAUAGCUUAUAAAAUGAGAAUAUUUCCUGUAAUUUGUCAUGCUACUCUUGAGGUCCAUUAUUCAAAUGGUUGCUUGAUUAUAAGAAUAAAAUUUUAACAUAUAAAAAAA
Protopterus annectens (West African lungfish) is the source of this 1432-nucleotide messenger RNA. Its product is annotated as hatching enzyme 1.2-like. The record is from RefSeq and is a predicted model, not a curated record. Gene Ontology annotation, molecular function: metalloendopeptidase activity; zinc ion binding. Lineage: Eukaryota; Metazoa; Chordata; Ceratodontiformes; Protopteridae. The transcript has 11 exons. Gene Ontology annotation, biological process: proteolysis. The coding region runs from base 57 to 1037 and encodes 326 amino acids.